GAAUCGUAUCACAGUCCUGGAAUACGAUUUUGCUGUUCCAUGGUCGGAGAGUGCAAUUGGACUGGUUGAAAACAAGCGGCGCUGCUGCCUCCGCUACGCUCUCUGGCAUAUGUGGAGAGAGAGAAGCAGUUUGUCGCGGCUGUGAACGGUGUCCCUCUGACCGUCUUUACGCGGCAAUGGGACCCUAAAGCUAUCCAACUGACGUUAUUUUGAAACAGGAACGGGGGUAAACAAAUAUCAGGAGAAGAUAGCCAUACGCUAACUCACCAUGGAGAAGCGCAGAGGAGGGAUAUAACGCGGACAACUGACAAAUAACUUGAAGGAAUUACCACUUGUUUUGGACACUUGCUCACAAAAAGGGAUUGCUUUUCAGAUUUUUCAGACAAAUUGUAUCGAAGAUCAGCCAACACGUCGUUACAAUGAAUGGAAAGGGGAUGUUCACUGGAUGCUGGAGAAUGCCACUGCUGGCACUCGUCGUGGCUCUGCACAUGAUUCCAUUGUUUGCACAUGGGGCCAAUGUGACCGAGCCAACGGACACCACUGCUGCGAACGUGACCUCACUUCCUGUCGUGGGUGAGGGUGAGGGCGAGGGUGAGAACAUGGCCGACCUCACCAAGGUGGCCGACGCCGAGAGCCUGCGGGCCGGACGCAAGCCGAGGGGCGGCGAGGACGCGGGCAGUGGCAUGAUGGGAGCUGGAGACGGCGCCUUCCCGUCCGUCGUCUCCGCCAGCGAGGACGAGACCGGAGCCACCAUCGGAGGAGGAGGCGGAGGACGCCAAGCCCUCAGCCCAGACUCGGCAGAGACGGACAGCCUGCUGCCCCACGAGACCCGCAACUCCCAGCAGCAGGAGGAAGACGAGGAGGAGGUGCUGGAUGCUGAGAAGGCGGUGUACACCGACGCGCCCUGGCACAACCUGGGCAAGCAGGAGGAGCAGGAGACCACCGUCUUCGACCUGGACCGGGAGUUUGCGCCCACCACCACCCAGUCGCCCAUGGUGCGCAUGUCCAACUCCGACGUCCUCACCGUGGACUUCAUGGACUCCGACGAGUCCCGUGGCAACCCCCGCGGCCUGGAGACGCCCGCCCCGUCGGCCCACGAGCUCCAGGGCCGGGACCCCACCUCCUGGACCAUGCCCGACAACUACGACUACCUCACCCCCUACGACGACAACAUCUCCCCCUCGCCCUCCGAAGAGUACGUGGACACCACCACCACCGACAUGUACGACGACGCUGACGCCACCACCACCACCACUGCACCGCCUCGCGCCUUCCGACCACGCAUCCCCAUCCCUGGCCUGCUGGCCCCAGAUGGCCCCCUCACCAGCGGGGCUGGCGCUGGAGGGUUUGGGUUUGGAGGCGGUAUUGGAGCUGAUGACUUCCCCGCGCCGCGUCCUCCUCCUGGGGCUGGUGGAGACGGAGCCAGCGGUGGUGGUGGAGGAGGUUCAGAGUGCCGCAACGGCAACUGCAGCAAGUCCCCCUGCGACCAGCUGCCCAACUACUGCUACAACGGGGGCGUCUGCUUCUUCUCCGAUGGCACGGGACCUUUUUGCAGGUGCAACGUGCAGGAGUACGUGUGGAACAAGGGCGCGCGGUGCGAGUCGGUGGUGACGGAGUUCCAGGUGAUGUGCAUCGCCAUCGGCGCCUCGGCCCUCAUGCUGCUGCUGCUCUUCAUGAUCGUGGUCUGCUUCGCCAAGCAGCUGCACCUGCUCAAGACCGAGAACCACAAGCUGCGCAAGCGCAGCAGUAAGUACCGUCCGUCCUCGGAGCAGCACAAUGAUAAUUUCUCGUUGUCCACCAUCGCUGAGGGCUCCCACCCAAAUAAAACCAUGAGCAGAUACACCUGGGAGUGUAAGAACAAAGAGGACCCCGACUGCGAGGACGAUCCUCAUGCCCAGAACAAGUUGGAGGAUCCCGUAAAGGCCCACCCCAAGGAGGACGACUCACUCAACAUCCAGAACUCUCUCACCCCCAAGCAAGAGAACCAUAAGGGUCUCGGCGACGAAAACUCCUCGGAGGGCGACAUGGCCAUAGACGUUGAGCUGCACUUGCCCAAGCACUCCAAGGUUUUGCCCACCGCCAGCCCCCGCGUGCACUACGACGUGUACCUGUACAAGGUGCCCAAGUCGCCUGCCCCGGGCAAGAUGCGGAGCCGGGUCCGCUGGGACGACCGGCCGUACCACCCGUACCCACCCUCCCCCGGGUACAGCCCCGUCAGCACACGCUCCCUUCCCGUAGCCAUCCCCACCAGGAGGUCGCGGUCACACAUUGUUAAGAUUGGCACACCGUGACCACCGUAGUUACACACUCAUCAUCAUCAUCAUCAUCAUCAUCAUCACUGCCGCAUCCCUCUAUCACCGCCACCCCACCAUCAUCAGAUCACCAUGACAACCAUAAAAACCUCCACCAUCAGCACCGCCACGAUCAGCCAUCCAGGGAGCUCAGUGGAAGCAGCUGAGAGUCGAGCAAGCGCAGUAUCGUGCCGUGUCGUGUGAUACAGCAGCAUGGCAUGGUAAGCAGAGUGGGUCAAACAGAACCACACCUGCUCCUCCUCCUCCUACUUCUCCUCCCUCGGGAGAAAGUAAACCAGGCCAUGCAAAAAGAAUACACAUGGUUACACAAGCCCAAUGAGUCACAGAAAUGUCUCUUAUCUGUUCGUCUCGCUGGAGCUCAUCAGAGAUACAUGACUGACUGAGAUCACAACCAGCAGCAGUUCUAUCCAGUUGGGGGCCCUAGGCAAAAUAUAAACCUGGGGGGCCUUUUGCUUUUUACUUGCACUGGUAUUUACCAUGGCAGGGCUGACUGGGGGCCCCCCUACAAUGGGCAAAUUUGAUGGCGCCCUGGGCAACUGCCUAGUCUGAUUAUUGGUAAAACCAGCUCUGAUCACAGCUGAUUAUGAAUACACAUCGUAGAUGACCUAUGUGGCCUGGGCAGUUAGCUGGAUGUUGGUACACUUAGCAAGGGAUUCAGCCCCCUGCUGACAAUGACCAAUGGCAAUGCCACAGCUCUUGUUUCCUUUCCUUUAAUCAUCAGUCUAUGUAUAACUGGGUUUCCAUGCAACUCUUUGAUGGGGCAUUAUGGUUAUUCGAAUAAGAAAUCAUCACUUGGAAUCACUUGAAAUGCACAUGAAUCUUUGCACUUCAAAAAAAAAGAAAAAGGUGGACACAGAUGGGGAUGAGCUGAAUGACGAUGAAUGUGCAUAAAUGAUGGAGAGUAGGAUGAAUGGAAAAUAACUUUUGACGAGGGUGGUAAGAACAGUUUACGAAACAACCAAAGAUCAUCUUCUUCAACAAACAAGCCAGAGAUAGAUCAACCACUAACGACCAUGUGGUGCCGUUGUUGGAGCCAUUUUAUGUUAAUAAAUGUUUAUAUUAAAAGGAUAUAUGUAUAAUCGUGCAAAAAAUAAAUCUUUGAACAGAUCAGCUGUCUUUUUUUC
This is a messenger RNA of Engraulis encrasicolus (European anchovy), 3436 nucleotides long. RefSeq names its product chondroitin sulfate proteoglycan 5a (gene cspg5a). Bases 420 to 2291 code for a protein of 623 amino acids. The record is from RefSeq and is a predicted model, not a curated record. Gene Ontology annotation, biological process: nervous system development; cell projection morphogenesis. Lineage: Eukaryota; Metazoa; Chordata; Actinopteri; Clupeiformes; Engraulidae. The transcript has 7 exons. Gene Ontology annotation, cellular component: synapse.